Molecule: messenger RNA, 1269 nt
Organism: Monoraphidium neglectum
Lineage: Eukaryota; Viridiplantae; Chlorophyta; Chlorophyceae; Sphaeropleales; Selenastraceae
Product: brown fat uncoupling protein 1
Exons: 8
Coding region: 1-1269 (422 amino acids)
Source: RefSeq, a predicted model, not a curated record
AUGCAGGACCGCCUCGGGCGGGCGCUGGCCCAGGCCGCUGCCAACAAGCAGCCCUACGGCUGGGUCCUGCUGCUGGGCGGGACCAAUGAUAUCAGCAGCAACACUGACGCGGUCGAUGUGCUGGCCGCACUGGCCAGCAUGCACGACGCCAUUCAUGCGGCCGGCGCCCGCCUCGUGGCCAUGACGCUGCCACCCUUCAACACUCCCCUGUCUUCAGAGCGCGUGGCAGCAUUUGAUGCCUUGAACAACGGGAUCAGGCGGCGACUGGCAAACAUGACGGCCGCGUUGCCGCCGGAGCGCCACCCACGGCGCCACGGCCGCGGGCUGCACGGCCCCCGCGCAGCCCUUGUGGACCUGGAGCCCCUGCUGCCUGUGCAGGGCAUUGACCCGGAGGCGAAGGUGGCCGCCAGCGCGGGUGUGGUCAAAGAGGUUGUCGUCUCGGGGAUCAGCGUCAGCAUUGCCAACACUGCCACCAACCCGCUGGACAUGAUCAAGACCAGAAUGCAGCUGCAGCCCGUUGGGCAGCGAGUCAACAUGUUUACGACUGGCGCCAUGGUGGUGCGAGAUGAGGGCGUCCUCGCCCUCUGGAAGGGCCUCACCCCCUCCCUCAUGCGCGGCAUGUUCUUUGGCGGCCUCCGCCUGGGCAUGUACAACCCCACCAAGCAGUGGCUGGCUGACAGGGAGGCGGCCGCCAGCGGCGGUGUCCCGCCGAGCAGCGUGAGCAUGUCUACCAAGGUGCUGGCAGGCACCCUCAGCGGCACAGGCGCAGCGCUGGUCUGCAGCCCGACCGAGCUGCUCAAGACGCGCAUGCAGGCAGCGGCGGCGGGCACCUCCACCAUGCAGGUCGUGCGCAAUGUGGUGCGGCAAGACGGCCUGAUCGGCCUCUACCGCGGCGCGACCCCCGGCGUGGUGCGGUCGGGCAUCCUGACGGCCACGCAGUGCGCCACGUACGACCAGGCCAAGCGGUGGAUCAUGAGCAACAUGGGCUGGCAGGACGGGCUCGGCACGCAGCUGGUCACCGGCCUCGCCACGGGCCUGGUCAGUACCACUAUCACCAACCCUGUUGAUGUGGUCAAGACGACCAUGUUCACGACUGGAGCCAGCUCAGGCGGCCCUGUCAAGACGGCGCGCGUGAUUUACCAGAGGGCCGGCAUGAAGGGCUUCCUGCGCGGCUGGAGUGCCAGCUACAUGCGCCUGGGGCCCCAGACGCUGGUGAUGUUCAUGGCAGCUGAGAAGCUGCGGGAAAUGACUGGCAUGGACAGCCUUUAG